AUGACUUGCCGCCUCGCCCUCCUACACUAUGACAGUGUCUCAAAAUCGAUGGUUGAAUGGUGUUGGCCUGCUGAUGGUGAGGGAAGGAAGAUUCGACCGUCCGACCUAGAGAAGUACCGCAAAGAAUAUGAUAUUAGAUACCCAUGCUGCCUAUGCGCUGAUGGCAGUGGAAGAGAACACCAAAUCCCACCUGUUCAACUCGAGUGGACAUUCCGGGAGCAAACGGAGUUGUUGAACAAGCUCGACUCAUCUGUUGGUGAUGGGAUUGCUGCGAAGGAGUUUCAUGUUUUGUUUAAACGCUGCAAAAAAUGCAAGCGAGUAGGAGCGAGACCAGCGAUGAACCACCAUGUCUGUUCAGGCCGGGUGCAAAAGUGA
Molecule: messenger RNA, 375 nt
Organism: Suillus paluster
Lineage: Eukaryota; Fungi; Basidiomycota; Agaricomycetes; Boletales; Suillaceae
Exons: 3
Coding region: 1-375 (124 amino acids)
Source: RefSeq, a predicted model, not a curated record